AUGGGUCGGAUCUUUCUGUGCUUUGGUCUUUCGGCAUUCGGCUUCGCCGCUGCCUCCAACCAGUACACGCUUGUUGAGUCUUACGACAACACCAAUUUUUUUGACAAGUUCAAUUUUAUUGAAAGCAACUACUCGACCGGCAACUAUAAUGAUGUCGACCCAACACAGGGCUACAUCAAUUAUCGUAAUCGGGCAGAUGCUGCGAAACUGGGACUCAUCGCGACGCAAGGGACGGAAAUGUUUCUUGGCGUCAACCACAGAGACAUAAUGGAUCCAAAAGGCAAGGGUCGCGACAGUGUUCGACUCGAAAGCAAGCAACUCUACAACUAUGGGCUCUUUAUCUCCGAGUUCACACAUAUGCCAAAAGUCGGCUGUGGAGUCUGGCCUGCUUUUUGGACAUUUGGUGACCCGUGGCCCAUCAAGGGUGAAAUGGAUAUCUACGAGAACUGGAAUCUGGCAGAAUACAACUGGAUGACUCUUCACACCGGCAAUUCAUCGACAGUCGGAAACUGUACCAUCAGUCAAAAAAAUAUGGCCAAUCCUGUUAUUGCGACAAAUUGCGACGUUACUUUCCAGGACGCGAACCAGGGCGAGAACCAGGCAUGCAGCACACAGGAGUCACGAGGACAAUGGGGCUCUAAGUCUGGAGGUGUUUAUGCGAUGGAGUGGACCAGCGCGCAUGUAAAGCUCUGGAGCUGGGGUCGAAACAGCACCCCCACUGAUGUCAAGCGUCGGCAGCCAAAUCCUGACUUGUGGGGGAAGUCUCAUUUUUUUGCUGGCGGUCCCUCUUGCAACAUCGACAAUCACUUUCUUGACCAGAAAAUUGUGCUUAACAUUGACUUUUGCGGUGUGGCCGCGGGGAAUCCCACGCUUUGGGGCCAGCAGUGCCGAAACGCAACGGGGUACGAGAACUGCGCCGACUACGUUGCGAAGAACCCUGACGAUUUCGCCGAAGCAUUUUGGAAAGUCAAAGGCAUUGAUAUUUAUCAGUUCGCAUUGAACGGCACGCGGAAUGCAGCUAGACACACUAAGAAGCUGCUGCACGGAGCACGACACCAUCACUGA
Akanthomyces muscarius is the source of this 1065-nucleotide messenger RNA. RefSeq lists its product as uncharacterized. NCBI's taxonomy places the organism in Eukaryota, Fungi, Ascomycota, Sordariomycetes, Hypocreales, Cordycipitaceae. The record is from RefSeq and is a predicted model, not a curated record. The transcript has 4 exons. Bases 1 to 1065 code for a protein of 354 amino acids. Gene Ontology annotation, molecular function: hydrolase activity, hydrolyzing O-glycosyl compounds. Gene Ontology annotation, biological process: glucan catabolic process.